AUGAUCAGGGGUGCUUGGAUGUGUAAUGCCGUCCUGAAAAUCUGUUUUGCACCCACAGCAAACGAGAAACCCUGCGUCGACUCACAGAGGGCAGAGAAAUGGCAAAUGUCUUUAGCGUCUAUGUUUCUUUUCGCUGUCCUGUUGUCUGAUUAUUUUUGCUCUUGCGCUGGAACGAAAUUGAGGAGCGGGGAAACAGCGGGCAGGAUCUGGAGUGACCCCGCAUCGAGGCAGAACUUGGCAACACCACACGACCAGAGCCAUCGGCGGGCUCAGUGUGAUCUGUCUCUGACCAAUUUGACUGACCCCGGUGAGGAGUUGGAAAGAGCCUGUCGGUUAAUUCCCAAGGGUCUGGAUUCCGCCUGCCUGUGGUCUUACUUCAGUCAUCUUCGGCUGUCCUUCUGCAAUUCUUAUACCAUUGCUGAUCUUUUGCGGGAUUAUGUCAACCCGAAUGGGUUAAACUGCAGUUUGGAUAUGCGGAUCAGUGAUGAUGGAGGGGCUAUGGCUGUCUGCAGUGAAUGCAUCAAAGCUUACCAGAUGGAAGACCAACAUGCUCAGGAAAAAUACGAGGAGUUCGAAGCAAUGCUACACAAGUACUUGGAAUCGGGGUAUUCAGUCAAAUCUUGUCCGAGCGACUGUAUGGCAGUCUACAAAGCGUGGCUGUGCUCGGAAUAUUUCAAAGCCACACAGCUGCUGUGUCCUCGCAGGAUUCCUUGUAAGCAAUACUGCCUGGAAGUCCAGGCCCGGUGUCCAUUUAUUCUACCAGACAAUGAAGACCUAAUCUAUGGCGGGUUGCCAAGCUUCAUCUGCACAGGGCUACUAGAAAACCAUUUAACCAAUGCAGAGCCAGAAUGCUGUGAUGUCAGAUGGAACACCUGUGAUCUAUCCUGGGACAAAGGUUAUAAUAUAUCUACCAAAUCCAUGGACUCCAUGUUGCAUCAUAAGUCUUCACUGCCUGUCUCAGCAGCAUCUCGACUGUGCAACAGCAGACUUAAGCUGUGUGUUUUAGUAUUAAUUCUUCUACACACUGUGGUGACAUUUACUGGUUUUCAGAACAAUAGCAGAGUUGGCAUGGAGACAAUGAGCGCACUGGACGACAGUUCCUCAAGCGAAGAGUAG
Hemiscyllium ocellatum (epaulette shark) is the source of this 1116-nucleotide messenger RNA. RefSeq names its product NALCN channel auxiliary factor 1-like. Gene Ontology annotation, cellular component: plasma membrane. Gene Ontology annotation, biological process: calcium ion import across plasma membrane. The coding region runs from base 1 to 1116 and encodes 371 amino acids. The record is from RefSeq and is a predicted model, not a curated record. Lineage: Eukaryota; Metazoa; Chordata; Chondrichthyes; Orectolobiformes; Hemiscylliidae. The transcript is spliced from 3 exons. Gene Ontology annotation, molecular function: stretch-activated, monoatomic cation-selective, calcium channel activity.